AUGUCGAAAAGUUUAGAUCGAGUGACUGUUCUUGAUGAAUAUACACGAAAUCGAAAUACUCAACAUCAUUUAAAUGCACUUGAACGUGACAAUUACGCGGUGAUUCCUGAAAUUGAGAUCAUGUCAGGAACCAUAACAAAACCACGAAGAGCUUCUGAAGUUGAUGUUAGUGUCAAUAAAAAAACCAAAGCAAGAAAUAAAAAAGAGCUUGUGAAACAAUUGGCAGUAAAAAGAACUUUGAAUUCUUUAAUAGAAGAAGCAGGACUUGAAGAACUUCCAUCAGAUGUUCCUAAUUAUCUUACAGCUGCAGUUGGACCUUCUAAAUUUCCUUCAAGGAAAUUUUGCUCAGUCUGUGGAUUCUUAUCAAAGUAUACUUGUAGAACUUGUGGAAUGAAAUAUUGUAGUUUAAAAUGUUUAGAAACUCACAAAGAAACAAGUAUGGGUGGAUUAACUGAUUUAACAUUAGAAGAUAAGCCAACUCAUGUUCGUGAAGGUUAUCUAACAACCAAUUCUGAAACCUUUUCAUUACUAUUACCACCGAAUAAUUCAUCAGCCACCAACCAAGAAAACGUGAUAGGAAAGGUAGGCUACAUGAAAGCUUCAUUUAGUGACGAUGGAAGUUUACCAUGUAAUAGUGGUAAAAAAUUAGAGAUUUUAGAAUCAGAUCCUUUAAUGUUACAGACAGUAAAUUCAAUAAUCGAUUUAUCAAGAUAUAGACUUAGUUUUAUAGCAGAUAAUCUUGCGCGUUUGUUAGAGACCAUAUCAAAGACAACAUUACCGAAUGCUACCGAAGAAAACAUUCCGAUUGAUAUUUUGCAAUCUCAAUUAUUCAUUAUUAAAAUACUUUCAGCAUGUGUAAUAAAUCAUUGGACAUUCGUUCAAGGAAUAAAUCGUUCAUUAGCAAAACAACCACAAUCAGAAACUACCCAAACACCUUUGGGAGGUUCCAAAUCCAAUCAUAACUAUCAUAAUUCCACAAAUGGUCAUAGAGUAUUCAUACCACCAAAAUCAUCUAAUGAUCCUCCUCCAUUAGAGGAUUUUCUUGCUAAAUUUAUUUUAAGUGUUUUAUCAAGGCAUGCUGGCCAUGUUAUUUUUUACAUAAGCGCCUCAAAUUGGAAUGUUGUAUUUUCAAGAAUUAAGAGCAGAAUAGGUUAUUUGACAUCUACAAAUGAUGACUGGCCAGAGACUGCAGAAUUAAAAUUUUUGGAAUGCUCUGAUUUAAAUUCAAAAAGAUUGUCAAUAGUUAUACAAGAGUUAUGUGGUUCAUUCCUUAAUCUUAAAAAGUCGGCACAAUUAGCUAUGGCCCAGGUUUUACGUAAAUCUAUUUGGAAUUGGAUUAAAGUUUUUCCUGAAGAAUUUAUAGCUUUAUGUCAAAGUGAAAAACGUCUGGAAGGUGGUCCUGAAAUUUUAUUUGAUAUUUGUAAUAAUCUAGCUGAUAACAACCGUAGGAAACAAUUUUUUUGGCCAUUACAGACAAUGUUGUUGAUUUUGUGCCCUGAUAUUCUUCAUAGUGCGGCAUCGAGUGAACGUACACCCGUUAUGUCAAAAAAAGUGGCUUUUCUUGAGAAUUUGAAAAGUUCUCUAAAAAGGCCUCGUUUAGCUGAAGUUGCCGUUGAAUGUUAUGUUGAUAUAUGUAAAGCUUCAACUUAUGUGUCUAGGAAAGAUUCAAAAGCUUUACGUUUGAUUGUACCAGAAAUCGAGAAUGAUUUACAGGAAAGACUUUUUGAUCCUGCUAGAAGCUUGACAUACGAUAAUCAAUUUGAUCAAAGCCUUAUGACUGAUUGUUUGAUUGCCUUAUUCAAAUUAAACGAUACUACUUUAAAAUCAUUAAUUCCGGUCUGUCUAAAUGAAAAUGCACCGAGUGUUUUCAAAUUAGUAUUGGUUAAAAGCUGUUAUGUUAUUGCUUCAGAUGAAAAUAAAUUUCCUUGGAACCCGCAGCUUUCAACAAUGUAUCCUGUUCUUGCUGCACCACUUCGAAGUUUAUUUCAUCAAUAUAUUACCAGUCGUGAUAAGUUAGAUGUUAAGAAAAAGAAGCAAACAAAAGAAAGACCAGACGAAACCAACGAAAGAAUGGAAAUUAUUUUAACGAUCUUGAAAUUGUAUAAAUCUGAUCCUUUGCUAGUACUUAUACAUAGUGAUGCAAACGAGAACCCUGAGGAGAUUCAAAUGGUCAUUUACGGGAUGACUCUAUGUGUAAACGAUUACAAUCCUGUAAUUCGCACCACUGCAGCCGAAACAUUAUUAAAGUUACAUGAUUUAAAAUACAUUGAACAAUGGAGUCCAAAUGGUAAAAAGAUGCGUAAUUUUUGGGCUAUCAGUUCACAAGUUAUGUUAGCUAUUGCUAGGCAAAUAUUAGAAUAUAAAGAACCUGAAGAGAGUACAAAAUAUUUGCUUGAUCUUUUACUUCAAUUAUUUAAACGACGUAACGAAUUCUUAAAAGCUCAUAAGGAUGAAUCUCACAUUGGCAUUAAUACACCUGAAAGGCUUGGCUGUAAUAUUGUACUUGAAAUUGCAUUAUUAGUUUUGUUAUGCUCAUCAGAUACAGAAAUUUGUUCAAUGUCAAUGAGUUGUUUUGGUCAUUUAUGUCAAGAGGCUCAGCUAACUGCUGAACUUAUAGGCGACGAAGUAGACAUUCAAGCUGUUCCACCCUCAGAAUUACCAAUUGUAGAGAAUAUGGAUGUAUAUUUGGAGUUAUCUUCAGAACCAUCCAUAGUUCCAGGACGAAUUGCACAACAAAAACGUAUAAGAAAGUUACUUCGGUUGAUGAAGAAACCCACCCCAGGAAAUCUUGCAGCAUGGGAAGAAGCUUAUAAACGUUGGAAAGUAUUGACAUCAUUGAUUGCAAGGUCAACAGAUGACCAAACAAUAUCAGAAGAUAUGGGCAAAAAAAGAAUGGCAAAAAUGGCUAAUCAAUUUACUGUAGUACCUACAGAUUCUCAAUCAAAUGAAUGGCUGAAUUACACUGGAUUUCUUGCAGCAAUAGGAGGGUGUUGUGUUAACGAAAAGCAAAUAAAUAUAAAUGGUGAUGGCAGAUUUUAUGAUCCUUCAGGAAAUGAACAUAAUGAACAUAUAAUUGUAGGUCCUCAAGGAUCAGAUUAUCAUUCAAUGGCCGAGCAAUUUGUUCAAGAGAUGUUUGAUUUGUUGGUAUGUGAUACAGUUUAUGUUCGUGAAAAUGUUAAAGAGAUGCUUGGUUCAGAAUUGAGUCCAAGAUUAUAUGUUAUUCUUUUUCGAAAUCUUGAGUCAGUUGUUUCACGGUUUUUUGAUGCAGAUGGGGAGGCAAAGUCAAAUGAAAGAUGCACAAUUUUUGCGGAACAAGCAAUAUCUAUUUUGAAAUUGAUACUUGAACGUAUUCAAGAUGCAUCCGAAAAUUUGUAUACAGUUGAUCUUGGUGGACUUGUUUUAUCAUUUGCCCGAUAUUUAAAUAGACUAGAAUCCAACAGUGUGGCACUUCGUGUCAAAAAAAAGAUGUGUCAACUCGCCGAAGUAUUAAUGAUCAAGAAAGAUUAUAUUACCCUCCGGCAAGAGAUCAAAUUAAGAAAUAAAUUAUUAGAAAUAUUUAUUGAAUGGACAUUGGAUUAUUCUAUGAAAACUGAUGGAAAAGGCAAUGAUGAUAUUUCAUCGAGUAAGAGUGAACGAAUGCAUCGUGAUCUAGAUCAGGCUUGUUUAAAAGCAAUUGUUUCCAUUUUGGCACAAUUGCCUUUACAACCAUCGGAGACAGUACAUGAAGCAGAUCUUAGCCUUGUUAAAUCACGUUUAUUUUAUAAAUAUUUCACAUUUUUCAUAAAAUUGUUAAAUCGAUGUCGUAUUUUAGAAGCCAUUGAUAGCGGAACACAAUCUGCAAAAAAUAAUCCUGAUUUACAAUUGCUUUUGUCAAGGUCUAAAGAAUAUGUCAAAGAUCUAGGUCCAUUGAAAGAUUACACUAUUUUGGCAUUAAGUAAUUUGCUUAGUGCUAAUGUGGAUUCAGGACUAAAGCAUUCUCUUUCGAUGGGUUACCAUGAAGAUACUAAGACAAAAACUGCUUUUAUGCAAGUACUUACAAACAUAUUAAACCAGGGCACCGAAUUUGAAGGACUUGCUGAAAAUGCAAUGGAUGAUAGAUUUGAUAAGCUUGUGGAGCUAAUAACUGAUUCUGAUUUGAGUAUUGCGCUUUCACUUUGUGAAGUCUGUCCUGUGUCUGAUAUUGAUGAAGUUUCCCGAGUGCUUUUAGCUGUUUUUGAUUCACGUCAUCAAACCAUGCCUUUGCUAAAAGCUAUUAUUGAAAAAGAAGUAGCAAAUACAGAAUAUGAGUCAGAUUUAUUCCGUCGCAAUUGUAUGGCCACUCGUAUGUUGACAGCCUUCGGCAAAACUCAUGGAGCUGAAUAUUUACGUAAAACCUUACAGCCACUUUUGGCUAAUUUGUUAAAUCAACAAAAUGAUUUUAGUUAUGAGCUUAAUCCUGCAAAUUUAGGACCUGAUGAAGACAUUUCAAAAAAUUUACAGAAUUUGAUAAAUACUGCAAAAUCAUUUUUAGAUGGUAUAUGUGCAUCAGGCCUCUGUCAUUAUAUUGGAAAAUCUGUAGAAAAAAAAUAUCCACAGGCGAAAUGUACAACUAUUGGUGCUUUUAUAUUUCUUCGAUUUUUUAAUCCAGCUAUUGUGGCACCAGAUAGUGAAAAUCUUUGCGAUACCAUAAAAAACGCAAAAAUCCGCCGAACAUUAUUGCUAGUUACCAAAGUUAUACAAAAUCUUGCAAACAAUGUUCUUUUUGGUGCAAAAGAACCCCAUAUGAUUUUGUUGAACAAUUUUUUGGAUGAUAAUAUUGUUAAGAUGACUGCUUUUCUUGAAGAAGUUUCCGAAUUACCUGUUGCUUCACAACUUUCCGAACACAAAUCAAGGGAGGCAUCUAAUAUACAUAGAUUAAGUGAUGCUAAUCGGAAAGCAUUCCAUAGACAUCUUGUUGAAAAUCAAGAAAGAAUUGCUAAAGAUCUUCAAACACGUAGGGUAAAAUCGAUUGGCACUACAGUGCACAAUAAUAUAUCUUUAGAUUUUACUUAUGCAAAUAAAAAGUCUUGGGAUAAAAUUUCAACUCUUCUUGCACAAAUUGGUCCACCAAUUGAAAGUCAGAAGAAAGAUUUUGCUGUCAUUGGAACAAAUCAUUUUGAAACAAAUAAUCAGCUUUUUUCAGAAUUUAUGCGUAGAAAUGCAAACAGAAACAUCGAUUCAAUAGUAUCUAAAGAAAUAUUUUACAAAGGAGGUGUUUCAAAAGAAAAAAGACCAUUAUUUUAUUUAAUUUUACGUAGACUUGAGCCUGAUUACAUAGAUAUGGAUCUUUUAAUGUAUCAUAUUUUACAUAUUAUUGAGCCGUUUAUGACCAAACCUUUGAGUGAAUUAUAUGAAUACAUUGCACCACAUGAAGUUCGAUUACCAAAAGGCACAGCACAACUUGAUACAGAUAAUACCAUUACAUCAUAUAGUCAAAUUGUAAAAUUAGCACAUUAUAAAGCACCAAUGCCAGUGACUAUGAAAAUUGGCGGUGAAAAUAUCCAAGUUAUAACGGCUAAAAAACAAGAUUUAAUUUUUGGAUUGAGCUGUCAACUUAAUGAUGUAUUUCAUGUAUCAGAGAUUGAGGAUAUUACAUUUUCAUCUAAUAAAAAUGUUAACAAUGAAUUUGCAAUUAAACAAAAUGGCAGACCAUCAUUUAUAUUUGCAAGUCCAAUGAGAGACACAAUUAUGCAGGCCAUUCGUACUUCUAAAGCAAAAUACCAAAUAGCAAAACCAAGUAAAGUCACUGAAAGAAUUUUAAGACCAAAUGAUGUACCAGGAACUUUGCUAAAUAUGACAUUAUUUAAUAUUGGAAGUGAAGAUCCUAAUCUUAGGCUGGCUGCAUAUAAUCUGCUGGUCUCUCUAAGUAAUGUAUUUAACUUUGAUGUAGGAAAUCAAUUAUUGGCUACAAAAGGUUUAUGUAUUCCAGCAAAUAAUACAAAUUUUAUAGUUGGGAUAAGUGAAAAACUUGCUGCUUCAGAAAGUCGACUUACUCUUGAUUUUCUAAGGGAAUUUUUUGUUGGGUUCAACAAGUCAAAUACACCAACAAAACAUUUAUGUCUUCAAUAUAUGGCUCCUUGGUUGUUAAAUUUGGGUCAAUUUAUUAAAAAUCCAUCAGGAAAUCCGCAAACAAACAAUAAAACAAGAGACAUAAUCCGAAAACUGAUUGAUCUGACAGCAAGAGAAAUUGAUUUAUACACUACCGUUCAGUCUAAAAUUUGGAGUACUUUAGCCAAUGUAAAUGAAAUCACAAAUUUAAUAAUCGAUGAAUUUUUACUGUAUGCUGUUGAACAUGGUAUAAAUUCUACACAAUCUGAAACUGUAGCCAACACCAUAGUAACUUUAUCUUCACCAAGCAUCCGUGGAAAAAUAAUAGCCAGAUUGAGAAAGGUUAUUUCAAGAACUUCUUUAAAAGCAACAAAAACUCUUACUGAUAAUCCUGAAUGGCCUGAAAUCGCAGUUUUGGUCCGGUUUAAUUUAAUGUUAUCAUUUAAUAAUGGAAAUAUUCACCAAUAUCUGCCUGAAUUAUUUUAUAUUGUUUCAGUUUUGGUAGCAACUGGCCCUCCAAUUAUAAGGGCAUCAGUUCAUGGACUUAUUGUAAAUUUAGUUCAAUCGUUAUGUACAUCAAUGCCAUUAGAAGAUUCCAAUAUGAAAAAACUUGGUUUAUUAUUGAAUGAAUUAUCUGAACCUAACUACCGUUACUUUUUUGGGCUAAACAAUGUAUUUGGAAAUGCUUUUAUGAUUUCUCCAGAAUCUAUUAAUGAUAUAUCAGACAGUAUGCCUUUAGCAUCAUUAGAAAAGAUUGUUCAAGCACUUUUGGACGUGAUGGUAUGUGGCUCUGCUUCAGUUGACAUGUCAAAUACAUGGAGAGCACGUUGGAUGGGGCUUGUUGCAAGUACAGCUUUUCAACAUAAUCCAGCAAUACAACCUAGAGCAUUUGUAACACUAGGAUGUUUAGCACGUGAAGAAGUUGAUGAUGAUCUUUUAUAUCAAAUCUUGGUAGCAUUAAGAGGAGCGUUGUUAAUGUUUACAGAAAAUGAUUGUUUGCUUAUAAUAAGCAUUGUUAUGUGUCUUACAAACAUUGUAGAAAACCUACCACCAGGUUCACGUUAUUUGUUACCAUUAUUUUGGCUAGCCAUCUCACUAGUUCAAAUUGGUCAUGUUCCAAUAUUUCCAAGUGCAAUAUCACUAUUACAAGAAGUUUUACGAACUUUAGACAACAAUAAUGUCUUUGAAAAUAAAGAUAUUUCUGAAAUACUUUUAAAUGCUAGAAUUCCAUUGGAAGAAAUCGGCGUUAAAAUGGACAGUGAAGCAGGGUUAAAUUUCGAAUAUUUUUCAUUCGCAAUUGCAGCUACACUACUUAAAGGAUUGAAAAAUCCAGUCACGAAAACUGGCACUCAAAGUUUAUUAACAUCAUUUUUAAACAUAGCAUCUAGAGUUGGGAAUAAACGUCGAGAUGAUAUUAUAGAUGCCAACAUGCUAGGUUAUCUUGCAGCAUUGUUACCGGUAUCGGCCAAGAAUCAGGAUAUGAAAGAAUUGUUAUGGCUUUGUGGAAUUAGUGAUAACGAGAUUGAUAAUUCCGAAUUAACAACAACCUAUUUUAAAAUCUAUGAUAAAUUGGACAUUCCAGAUAACGAGGCUGCUUUCCUAUUAAUUUCAUUGAUGAUAGCAAUUUUAAAUAAUGCAGAAAAUGAAUCUGAAAAAUUGUUUCUUUAUGGAUUUUUGGCUGAGGCUGCUAAAGCACUACCUGGCGUUUUUUCAUUAGUAUAUGACAGUUUGCUUCCAAAGAUGACACAUAUAAUAAACAAUUGUGAGACGAUACCGAUUCUUGAUUCAGUUCAAUCCAUUCUUUACACAAUUGUAUCAUCGGAAACUAAAUUUUCGUCAAAGGGUAAUAAAAAACAAAUGUCAUCGUAUCUUGAUAAUCUUGGAUUUUCAAAUUUGAUGGAAUGCGGUUCAUUUCAAGAUAUUACCAAAGAAAAAUUGAAAACAAAUGCGUUACUAGCAAGUGAUUUGGUUGAUAAAAUAAUAAAUGGAUAA
Molecule: messenger RNA, 8058 nt
Organism: Entrophospora candida
Lineage: Eukaryota; Fungi; Glomeromycota; Glomeromycetes; Entrophosporales; Entrophosporaceae
Source: the annotation of a GenBank genome assembly